CGAGACAUUACUUGCGCACGCGCCGCCCGCCCAGUCGUCGGCCGCCCGCCCUACCGCGUGCGCACGAUCGCGUCAUAAUAAGAAACAGGAUUUCCUGAGAGCGAGCAAGAUCUCAACUCAUGGAUACGAGUUAGACCGCCACGAUGUCCUUCAGAAAUUAUUACGACACAUCAUCUUACGGCCGCAGCCGAGACACAGGGCGCAGCUCGUCCGUAUCCGGCGUGACGUCCGACCGGCCGACUUCAGUCACCGCCAAAUACAUCAGCACCACCCCUUCUUACAAGUCCUCCAGCAUUCCCAUACUCAGCGCCGAACGAAAAGACGAAUCACCCAUCUCAACCAUCGCCAACCGAUACGCUAACUACGGCAAAAAUGAUAAAACAACAACCAAAUACGAAAAGACAACACCUAAAUACGAAAAGAAGGACUACUCCAAACUCACAGUGCCUUCAAUCACAAAAAGUAGAGAUGUUAGUCCCGUAUCAUCUUCAUCGAAAUAUAGUUACAAUCGACCUUCAAGACAUUUAAGUCCUGAAAGAAGAACGACAAAAAAUUAUAAAGAAAAAAGCCGAGAUCCUAGUCCUGCGGAUCGCGACAAAGACAUUCCAAGCAAGACUGAUAAGGCUUCUGGCUACAGUAGCCUGUCGAGUUAUAAAUUGUAUCCACGAACUUCAAAUUACACACGGCCUUCUUCUAGAACAGAAACGAAACCUGAAGUUAGUGUGAAUAGAUACGCUAUAGCUAAUCGUUUGUCUUCAAAUUAUUUGAGAAGUCCUCCUACAGUCAAGAGAACUUCAGUGUCUCCUGUGAAUCAUAUUGAAACAAUUAAAACCGAGACUGAAAAACCGGUAUCCCCCUCGAUCAUAGUUCAAGACGUCAAUCAGGUAUCUCACAUGGAGACAGUCCCUGAAAAAAUAGAAAAUGAAAAUAAAAAAGAAAAGAGCGAUGAUAAUGAAGUCAAUGAUGAAAAUGGGUUUGAAACAAUAACAGUUAUUACCCGACAUACAUCACCUACCCCACCCGGAUCUUCUGCUUAUGUACGAAGUAGACGUGCUGAGAUGGCUAAAACGAUCGAAAAGUCAAUUACGCGAUUAAAGAAACUACCACAAAUGAUUGAUAAAGAGGUGCAAUCAGAUAGACUUGAUGAUUCAACGAGGACCAGCAGAUUUGGUAGCACAUCAAGAGCAACGACAACUAACUGGACUUAUUAUUCUCCAAAUAGUUACACAGGAUAUGCUGGACGAUAUUCUACACAGUAUUCAACGCUACGUGAAAACUCAACUAACAAUUCGUGUGACAGAAGCAGUCGAAGUCACAGUAGAGAGCCACCACCAAGGGAUAGUAAUAAUUCUAGUCCUUUUAACAACACCAAUGGUAAAAGUAUAUCUUUGUCAAAUUCCACAGGAAACAAUCAAACAAAUGAAUCAAAUCAAGAAAUUGUUGCAGUGUAUGAACAUAAUAAAGAUGAUGAUACAUCCGAAAUAAUUAUAAAUGUAAAUCUCAAACUAAAAAGGGCUAAAAGUCCUUUAGCAGCAGCUGGUGAAUUGGUUUCACCUGAAGUAACUAUAACUAACAGUAGUCAAUUGCCACCUCAAGCUCCAAAAACUGAAGGAACUACCAAAGUGAAAAAAACAAAAGUAAGAAAAUCUAGCACGGAUUCAUCAUCAGAUUCGUCGUCUAAGAAAAAAGUCGUAAAAAAACGAAGUAAGUCCACCAGCUCUACUGAUUUGGACCAAACAAAUGAGUCAAGUGAUAAACAAAAAGAUUCAUUAAUUUCUCCACCAAAAAGUAUUUCGAAAAAGUCAUCAUCUAGUAAUAUUCCGAACGGCCAUCCGAAAUUCAAACAUUCCAAAUCGAGAGAAAGUAAUAGUCCAGAAUCAAGUAUUACAUUGUCAACGCAGUCAUCAAUAAGUGAAGAUGAUUCAAUAUCUAAAUCUAAAACUCAAGACAUAUCUCGAACAUCGGCUGAUGAAAUAUCAAUACCAAGCGAUAAAUCUGGAAAACAAUUAUCACCUGCGAAAAAUGAAAAUGGCACUGAGGAAGCUAAAUCAUUUUUGAUUCGAGCUCUUGCACCUGUAACCAACUUAUUUAAAAUGAAACACCAAGAUUCAAGUGAUAAUAGCCGCUGGCCUGAAAAUUCAAUUUCUGAAUCAACUGGAAAUGAUGUUUCGAAUCUUAUUACAGAAAGUGAUAGGUCUAGCAAAAGUAAAAACAUAAUUGCUUCAAAUGAAGAUAAUUUGGUUCAGUUGAAAGCUAUAAGGCAUAUUGAAUCCGGGGAAAGAGCUUGGUGGCUAGACUCAGAGUCUGAUAAAAAAAGUAAAACAACCAGCAGUGAAAAUCAAACUCCGGAUAAGAAAAUGUGUAAAAAAAUAAAAAGAAUAGAGUCAGGUGAAAAAGCGUGGUGGAUGGAAUCAAAUAGUGAAAAUGAAAAAUCUUCAAAACAGCAAGUUGAAAAUUCUGGGCAAAAUAAAUCUGGAACGAAAUUUCAAGCGUUAGAUGAUGAAAAACCUUGGUGGCUAGAUAGUAACGCUAACAUUCCUGAAGGCGUUGAAAUAUUAACUCCUCCGAGAAAAACAUCUAGUGAGAGUGACAAAAGUGAAAAAUACAACUUUUACAAAGUUAGACAUAUUGAAUCAGGAGAUGCCAAGGACUGGUGGCUUACAAGUAAUGAAAAUUCUUCACAGACUAGUAAACCCGAAAUGCAAGGUAGUUUAAGUAAAUCUGGAUCAGAGCAAAGAAGUUUUUCGUUGAGAAGAAUCAGACAUGUUGAGUCUGGAGAAAAACCAUGGUGGCUGUCUAGUGGACAGAAUAUUCCAGAAGGUAUUGAAAAGCUGCCUACACCACCUCCUAACGAUGAUAGUGAAAGUUCAAGUUCUGAAGAAGUAGAAGUAUUUAUUCCACCUGUAGCCGUUCCACCAUUUCCGCUUCAUUUGCCUGAUGAUGAGCCUUUAGGAGACAGAAGAAGCCCUGAAGGACUCGAAACACCAAAGGAAAAUGAAGAUUACAGAGGACGGACUUCACCUUAUGAAAAUAAUCGACAAUUCAGACGGCGACACUCUACUUAUCCAAAGAAUAUGGAUAGAUUCAUAUCCCGAUAUAUGGAUAUUGAUGAUAUAUUAGGGACGUCCAGCCAGAUCUACAGUCCAUUCAUGGAUUCAAUUUUGGCGAGACGGACUGGCCAAAUACCCUACGAUGAUGACGAUGAAUGUAGAGAAAUAGAUCCGACUCAAGUCAGGAUCCAUGACAGUACUGCACAAAGGCCGGUCAUCAAAAAACUCCGAUGCAGGAGCGAGAUCGUCGAUUAUCGAGAUGAAGAUCAGUUGGACGAUGCGACUCUUCAAGUUUUUAAAGAUGGAGACUACGGGCCGUACCUGGAUCUGGACUCCACGCUGGGCGAGCAGGACGAAGAAUUGGAAGGUUUACAAGAUAAUCGAAAGAAUUCGCUCGUGCUGCGAACCCAGCUCCCAGUUCGAGUACAUGCUAUCAUUGAGAGGCUUUUAAACACGCAAGGUCGGGAUCUGCGCCGAGCUCUGUUCUCGUUGAAGCAAAUCUUGCAAAUGGACAAAGACUUCGUACACGAGUUCGUGGCGAACAAGGGCUUAGAUUGCCUUAUGCAGGUCAGCAACCUCGAACAGCAGAACUACAUCGAUUACACGCUGAGAGCCCUUGGACAGAUCUUGUUAUACGUGGACGGGAUGCACGGCGUCAUGGCUCACCAGGGUUGCAUCGAAUGGCUUUACUCUCUUAUCCUUAGCGUAUACCGCCACGUAGUCAAAACCACCCUCAAAUUACUAGUCAUUUUCGUAGAAUACUCUGAAAACAAUAGCUUACUCCUCAUCGAAGCUAUAAAAGCAGUCGAUCACCCGCUGAGAAGAUGGCCUUGGUAUAAUGUGAUGAAGAUUCUUCAAGACGUCGAUGCGUCGGACACAGAACUAUUAAUAUAUGCCACAACUCUCAUCAAUGCUUGUCUGAAUAAGAUUCCAAACAGAGACACGUACUAUGAUCAGGUAGAUGCCUUGCAGGACCAAGGCAUGGAUGAUAUAAUUCAGCUAUACAUGUCCAAACAAGGCACUGAUUUAGACCUGUUAAGACAAUUGCAAAUCUUCAGUGCUGUGCUUCAAUACGAAGAUGGCGAUGAAACUGGCACUGCAUUAAAACUUCUAGACGAAUCUAUAGUAUCGACAGUGCGCCAAAGAAGUAUACAUGUAAAUUCACCCGAUCGCAGGAAAUCAAAACGGCAACAGAUGAAAGAGAAAGCUCCGGAACCAGAAAAAAAUAAGAACAACCAUAGACCACAAUUCCUGCCAGCUAUUGUAGACAACAAAGACUGUAUAGACUUAAGAACUACUUUAAGAAAACGAAGAUUCCUAAGACAAGCUCAUCACAUCAGUCAUCAAGAGGAGCUUCUGAAUGACCCUGUCAAGAAUGGAGUUAACUCAAAUGGGUCUACACAUUACACGAACGGGUACAAUGGCCACCAGGAGGAAAGUUUACGCCCGCUAUGGUUUUCGUCUAAAAACGGGUCACCAGCUGAAACUCUUAUGAAUGGUAACCAAAGAUAUACUACUGGUCUCAAGCAAAGAAUUCAAAAUGGAACCCUGGGACACAGCGUAAACGGUGUUGAUGCUUUAGCAGCAAUUCGUCAAAAACAAUUGGAGAAUAGUGUUGAAGUCAAAGAUGAUAGAGAGAUACUGUUAAAUAGAGAACAUAGUAUUAAAGAAUUGGCACAGAGACUGACCAGUCCAGUUAGUCCAACAACAGAAGAAAAACCAUUAAGAGUUGCCGAGAUGGCAGGAAUUGUAUCGAAAGCAAAAGAAGAAUUGGCUAAAUCACAGACUAAAGAAGUUAUAAAAAGUCCAAGCAUAGAAAAAGCGCCUAAAGUGACACACGAGGUGAAAGUAUCCGAGAACGACCUGCACUGGGAGGAGCUGAAAAAGUCCGCAGCCGAGCGAGCAUUCCACCUUUGUGACCUGGACUUUUCGGAGCUGAGACAGGAUUUGGACUACGACGUGACGUCGCCUGCCACCAACACACCCUCUUGCCCUCCCCCGCCGCCUCCAAACAUGUUGUUCGCGGGACCCCCGCCCCCACUACCCAAUUCCUUCCAAAGCAUGCACAGUAUCCCCACUCCCCCGCCCAAACCCUCCUCCACCAUUGAACAGCCCCUUGACUCCGACAGCUCAACCAUCAAGAAAAACAAAAAGACUGUCAAACUUUUCUGGCGUGAAAUCCAAGACAACCCCAUACCUAUAAACUUCAGGUCUAAAGUCGGUGGAAGCAUUUGGGAUGACCUUCCAGAAAUACCCAUCGACACCAAUAUUUUGGAGCAUCUCUUCGAGUCCAGAACCAAUGACUUAAAUAUAAAAGAAAAACUAUCAGAACCAAAGAGAAACCUCGUUUUGGACGCAAAGAGAUCAAAUGCAAUAAAUAUUGCGAUGAAGAAGUUGCCAACGCCACAGUCAAUCAAAGCUGCUAUUAUGAAGAUGGACGCUACAGUCAUCAGCCGGGAAGGGAUUGAGAAGCUAUUGACUAUUCUGCCCACUGAAGAGGAAAAAAUUAAAAUUCAAGAAGCACAGUAUGCAAAUCCAGAUCUACCGCUGGGCAGUGCCGAACAAUUUCUUCUAACCUUUUCCAUCAACGAACUGUCGUCCCGUCUCAAGCUCUGGGUCUUUAAGUUAGACUUCGAUAACUUGGAGAAAGAAAUUGCGGAACCAUUAAUGGACCUCAUGCAAGGUAUUGAACUUUUAAAAAACAACAAGACGUUCAAAGUGAUAUUGUCAACACUGCGGACGGUUGGCAGCUUCCUCAAUGGUAGCCAAGUUAAAGGCUUCCGAUUAGAUUAUCUGUCGAAGGUUAUGGAGGUUAAGGAUACAGUUCACAAACACCCAUUGUUAUACCAUGUUUGUGAAAUGAUCAUUGAAAAAUUCCCAGACACUACGGACCUGUUUAGCGAGGUGGGUCCAGUGAUAAGAGCAUCAAAGGUGGAUUUCGACAUGCUCAGCGCAAAUUUGGAAAAGCUAGAGGCCGACUGCAAGGCGGCUUGGGACCACUUGAAGAAAAUAGCGAAACAUGACCCGCAAAUAUUUAAGACAAAGAUAAAUGAAUUUCUGACGGACGCUGCUGAACGAAUCAUCUUGUUGACAGAGAUCAAAAAGAGAGUUAUGAACAGGUUUGACAAGUUUCUGAUGUACCUGCUGGUGCCUCCAGCAGACGUGUCGAAGAGCAAGGCGACUGAGUUUCUGAAGGUGAUCGCGGAGUUCGCACUGGAGUACCGCACGACGCGCGAGCGAGUGCUGCAGCAGCUCGAGAAGAGGGCCAACCACCGCGAACGGAACAAGACCAGGGGCAAGAUGAUCAUUGAUGUGACGAAUUACGGCACAAAGAACGGCGACCACAGCGCCGACAGCGCGCUGAAGGAGCUCCUGAAGACCGACGCCGACUCCCACAGCCUGACCGAUAGCCGCCGCAAGCCCAGCAUGCGACGACCCAUCGUCAAGAGCAAUUGCGUUGACCUGUCGCCCGAUGAAGAAAUUAUCGAGAGCCUGGUGAGGUCAGCGACCUCCAAGCGCAAGCCUGUUCAGAGAGAGAGGAGAAAAAACAGACUGUCGGACAGAAAGAGCUUAAACAGGACCCUGGACGGCCACCAGUCUUGGCCAGGAAGAGAAACUACGGCGGGGUGUAAUGAAAGUCAAGGAAGGUAGCAUGUGUGAAGAAACUGAGGAUUGUGCCAAAAUGUUACGUUAAGAAAUAAAAAGUAAAACAAACUAACUUCAAAUAAAAUCAAGUUUUUAACAGCUGGCAUACUGAGCCUUUUAAAAGCGGUUUCUGUGGUUACAGUUCUUACGUGUAUUAUAAUACACGUGUUUUUUUAUACACAAAACUCACUCGAAUACUGUGCAAUGGUUUGGAUAUUUUUAAACAUUAUUAACAUAGAUUGUAACCAGCCUUUAUGCAGGAUGAGAAUACCCAGCGGAAUACAACAUUGGUUUAGCUCUUUUGCAGGCCUCGAAAUGAGCCCUAUACUGUGUUUCAGUAAUGAUGUUUGUAGCCAGUAUGCCAGCAAUGGAGGUCGAAUACUCUAAAGCAAGUAAUAGUUCACCAAACGUAGCGAAUUCAACGUACAUUGCUGAUUUCUCGUUGGUGUAACAAAAACGCCCAUGCCUCCUAAGCAAUGGAUCUUGAUUCGCGUCUGCCUCCGUCUGAAUUCGCAAAUAGUGUAUAAUAGUGUAUUUCUAUAUUAAAUGUUCCGGCGGGACUGUGACAUUGUAAUUUAUAUAAUAAUCCUAAUUUAAUGAAGUUUAUUUGUUGUGUAUUGCAUGUAAAUAAAAUAUUCGUAUGUAAAUAUGUGCAUGAAGUCCCAAAACCUCGCUCUUUGAUUUUUUAUUGUAUAUUAGGUGGGGGAAUGUUGGUAUAUCUUUAUAUAUAUAUAUUCCCAAUUUUCGAAUCGGUAUCCAGUGUUAUCUAGGUAAUAAAUGACUAUUUACAUAAUAAUAUAAUAAAAUUCAUUCAUUUUCUUAUUAACUGAAUUUACACCUUUAUAUAGGUAACGUGUAUUUCUCAACUUCAAGUAAUAAGUGCUAAUUAUAGAGCCUCUUUCCAUCAAUGUAUUUUUAUGCAGUGUAAAAAUAUAAAUUUGCUGGAUUUUGCGACUUGGCUUGUUUGGACACCACUACAUAUGUGCACAAAUAAUAUUGUUUUACCUACAAAAAGAAACGAAAGAUUUAGCCUUAUACCAAUAGCUCCUCCAUUGAUAUAUAUAUUUGGUAGGUAUACUUAAUGAAAAAGGCAUUUACUUUUUACCAUGCAUAUUCCCAUUUUCCUUUUCCAUGUCUUUCUUUAAAUGAUUUUUAUAUUGUUAAAUGUAAGUUUAUAAUUUUUAAAUGCAUCACAUUUUUUCCUGUGGCACUUACCACAUUUACUACUUAAUGCAUUUACGUAAAUCAAUUCCUGUGCAGAAACACUAUCCAAAUAAAAUCGUUAGACUUUUCUCAAAAUCUAAUUAUGUACCUAAUGAUGUACCUACUUUAAAUUAGUUAAUAUACUUACUACAAACGAGAUUGUAAUUUAAAUUAACCACAAUUUUGUAGGUGUUCCUCUCUUUCUCUCUCUCUUUCUGUUUUAUUUGUAGGUAAAACACUCAUCAUUCGAAAAUCCUAAGACAUAGAAAAAGAAAAAGUGUUACGAUAUUUUCUUCUUAAUUUAUGUUAUUUUGAGUAGGUAAAACUACUCUUGGUGGUGGUGAAUAAAGACUCCAAAUUACGUGAUAUCUGUUCUAUAAAGCACCUACAAUGGAUAAAUUUCAUAAUGCUGAUACUGAACUAAAUGAAAUUAAAAUACCUUAUAGUUAUAAAUCUGAAGAAUAAUAAUCUGCAGGAUAAUUCUGUAAAACCCUAUUCUGUAAUAGGUAGGUACAGGGCAUGAUAUUUGUUGUCUACUGGUAUUUUCUCCAAUAGGAUGUUACUAUUGUAAGAUCCUAUAUGUUUGAUUGUGUCAAAAACAUGAUGAACAAAACAACUUAUGAUAGUCCCUAAUUCUAAUGCUAAAUUGUGUUUUUUUUUU
Messenger RNA from Plodia interpunctella (Indianmeal moth), 8559 nucleotides. It is a transcript of the gene Fhos, whose product is annotated as Formin homology 2 domain containing. The record is from RefSeq and is a predicted model, not a curated record. The transcript is spliced from 22 exons. The coding region runs from base 144 to 6701 and encodes 2185 amino acids. NCBI's taxonomy places the organism in Eukaryota, Metazoa, Arthropoda, Insecta, Lepidoptera, Pyralidae. Gene Ontology annotation, biological process: cortical actin cytoskeleton organization. Gene Ontology annotation, molecular function: actin filament binding. Gene Ontology annotation, cellular component: cytoskeleton; cytoplasm.